Messenger RNA from Ficedula albicollis (Collared flycatcher), 1068 nucleotides. RefSeq names its product mitochondrial ribosomal protein S23 (gene MRPS23). Lineage: Eukaryota; Metazoa; Chordata; Aves; Passeriformes; Muscicapidae. The record is from RefSeq and is a predicted model, not a curated record. The annotation marks the transcript as partial. Gene Ontology annotation, biological process: translation. Gene Ontology annotation, molecular function: structural constituent of ribosome. Gene Ontology annotation, cellular component: ribosome; mitochondrion. The transcript has 3 exons.
UGCUGUUGUCUGUGUGCUCCUGAUUUAGCUGCAGAAUCUAAACUGUUCCCUUUCCUGAGCAGGAGGUUUUACCAGGUUUAUGGCAAUGGCCCCAGACCUUUCGACCUGACACAGUUAAACUUCAAAUCCACUUGCCAGAGGUUUGUUGAGAAAUACAAUGAGCUGAAGGAAGAAGGGAAAAUUGAAGAGGAGAAGUUGUUUGAAGAGACAGGAAAAGCCCUUUUAGCCAGUGGGAUCCUUUUACAGAGAAGAGGAGUAGAUAAAGUGGCCCAGCAGGAGCAGCAGAGUGCUGGAUCCAGGGAUCCUGCCUUGCAGCUGCAGCUGCAGAGUGUGCUGGAGGAGCUGCAGGAGAAGAGGAAGGACAGGCAGGAGCAGCCACCAGAGCUGGCAGGGACACAGAAGGAGAAUCCCCAUCCCUCCUGACAGCCCUGCUGAGCUGUGUCAGCUCCAGCCAACCUCCAGCCCUCUUUUGGGACAUUUCAUCCUGGUGCCCUCCAUGUGACACAUGCUCCCCUCUGCCCAGCUCCACAUUGAUAAAGUCACAGAUAAUCUUAUUUUUUUUUUAGGGUUCAUGACUGUUUUCUGAAAUAGAGUUGGAAAAUACCGAGUGUAAAAGUGGAAAAUUAAAACAUUUUCUUUAAAAACUGGAAGUUCUGCCUGUUGAAGUGUCUCUUUUGCAGUAGUGAAGAUGUUUCCUGCUGGGGGAAUGGCAGAUCCUGUUUGUGUUCCAGCAGCUGUCUGAAGUGUCAUCUUUUUAUAGCUGAUUGAGGAAAGUGCUAUUUAUAGAAUGGUAUAAUGUGCUCUUCCCAUUCCAUCACUUGCUUAAAUCCAGAGCAGGAUGAGGUGUGGCAAUACCAGAAAACUGGGAGCUUUGGAGCUUUUUAGUGACUCCUGAUGGAAUUGGCCACCUUUGAGGUGUGAAAAUGGGAUGUUCCAGCUGUUUGCUGAGAGAAAGGUGAUGCUGCUUGGGAAACACUGGGAGUCUGGCAUGGAAAAAAUAACAACCAAUCUUCCUGCAAAUCCAGUGGCUGGCUGAUCUUCCAUUAAACAUUUUGGCUUGGGCUGUGU